Acipenser ruthenus (sterlet) is the source of this 2729-nucleotide messenger RNA. Its product is annotated as CST complex subunit CTC1-like. Gene Ontology annotation, cellular component: CST complex. NCBI's taxonomy places the organism in Eukaryota, Metazoa, Chordata, Actinopteri, Acipenseriformes, Acipenseridae. Gene Ontology annotation, molecular function: single-stranded DNA binding; telomeric repeat DNA binding. The record is from RefSeq and is a predicted model, not a curated record. Gene Ontology annotation, biological process: positive regulation of DNA replication; telomere maintenance via telomere lengthening.
GUUUUGCCCUCGCCUGGUGAGUUCCUCUCGCAUGGCCUCCAGUGUGGCGGGGCGCUUCCUCAGCUCGGUUCUGGUCACCAAGGAAACGGGACGGAGACACAAGAGGGACAUUUACAGAGAGAUGCUGGAGGAGCCGCACUGCUGCCCCCUGGUGGAGUACAGUUUACUGGCCCCCCCCUGGCGGGCCCCCACUAUCUCUGAGCUGUCGUCCCUCAUAGAGACCCAGGGCUGGGGGGCCCUGUCCCUCCCCUCCCUCCUCCCAGCCUCCGAGAUCCAGCAUCUCACAGGACCAGAGAUCAACACACGCCUCGCCUGGUCUGUGUACCGCCAGAGAGUGGAGCAACUGGCGCCCCCUGUGAUCGUAGUGGGAGUGUUGCAGCUGAGCACUGGGAGUGUCUGUGUGCAGCUGGCGGAUCAGACCGGGUCUCUGGACUGCGUGCUAGUGGAAACGGAUCCCAACACAAGCCACACCAGGGCUGGCAUUCACACAGCCUGGACUGGCUGCCUGGUUCAGCUCCGGAGCUGCUCCGUGGUCAUGGAGAGAUUCCUCAGGACAGAAUUCCCGUCCUGGAAGCAGCUGGAGGAUUCCCAGUUCAUCAGGGAGCGCAGCUGCAGGGUCUACGUCCAGUUCAGUGUGAAUGACGUCCAGAUUCUCAGCCAGUCCUCUGCCAUGUCCACACUGCAGAGCAGGGAGAGUGAGGGGGUGGGGAGGGAGGGAGAGGGGGGCACAGCGACCCCCGAACAGUCUGUAAAAAAAACAGACAGAACUCCAGCCCCGGAGCCCGAAACAGACAGAGAAAUCCCUGAUUCUUCGGGUAAAACUGUACAGGAUUCCCCUCGAGAGAUCUCCCCUAAAUCUCCUCCCGGGAAAAAACCCGCGGGAGAAACGGGGAUGGGGAAUUCUGCCCGCAAGCGGAAGGUGACGGCGCUCCGGUCCUGGGUGUCGGUGCUGCUGCGGGUCACAGACAAGGAAGGGCUGAUGUUCCGCAAUGCUCACCCGAGCAGCCUGGUUCUGGAGAACCGGGCUCGGAACAGAACCGGGCUUGGGCUGGGCUUCGGAGCCACCGCCUACCUGGAGGGGGGACCCCAAGUGUGGAGCAGGGACCCCCGAAACAGACCCCUGAGAGAGGAGGAGUGGGGGGGAGAGAGCAACAGCGCCCCUCUCAGGGCUGAGCUGCAGUUUGUGGGUGAUUCUGUCCGCUGGUUUCCUCUGAUUCACCCAGGACGACUCUACAGACUGGUGGCUCCCCACACUGCGGACCCCAAUGUCUUCGGCCAGCUUUCCAGCCCCCCCGCCGUCCUCCCAGUAGGGGCUCCCCAGGGCUCCCAGUGCUCGCUCUUCCUCCCAGUACACCCGGACUGGCACCUGCAGUGUCUGGAACCUCACCCCAGAGAGGAGAGCUGGAGACAGGACCUGCAGCCCCUCCUCUCAGUCUCCGCUCUCCUCUCCCUCUCCCUCUCCCCCACCUCCCUCCUCUCUUUCUCCGGGCUCAUCCUCGACAGAGUCACUCUGGAUGAAGGCAAGGGAAAGGCUGUGAUCGUCCAAUCACAGGGCAGCAAACCGGGAGUGGCUCUGGAUUGUGGAGUGAGUGUCCAGCUCUCGGUGUGCGAUGCAGACAGACCCUCCCAGUCUCUCAAGGUCUAUAUCGACUUCACCCAGCUUCCCUACAUCCCGGGCCUGCUGCCUGGGGCCAGAGUUAACUUUCACCGCCUGGAGAGCAAACUGUCCAGGCAGGGGAAGCUGUAUUGUCGGUACACUGCUCUGAGCUGCCUCACUGUGGUGGGACUGGGAGGCGACGCCUCACCCAGUCCUAAUCUUGACCUUGACCCCUCCUCCUCCUCUCCCCCCCUGGUGGAUCUGGGCGACUGGGCGUCCGACUCGGUGCACAGCAUUCUGGGUAGGGUGCGAUGUCACGUCAGCUCCGUGGUGUUGGUGGAUCUGCGGUGGACGUGUUCACAGUGUGCCAGCGUCUUCAAACAGGGUCGCUGCACCAGAAACCACCCCCCCUGCAGCUCUGAGAAUGGUGUCUUCCAAGCAAAAGCCAAGUUUGUUGUGGAUGACGGCAGCGGGUUCGCUCACGUUGUCUGUCGGAAUCGCAACGUGUCGGUGCUCCUGCGGCUGGGCGGGGCUGAGUGGGAGGAGCUACAGCGGGAGGUCGGGGUCAGGGGUCACGUGACAUACGACUGCAGAGGGACGAGCGACGAGGACGGGGCCUGGGAGCAGUGUGAGGACUCCUUUCUGCUCUCCCUCUCCACGCUGUGCUGCAGCGUUCUGGUCUGCAGCCCGGUCCAGAUCACCUGCAGAUUGAGCCCAGGCAGCCUGACCCUCCAACAGAGACUGGAGAAAGCCCAGUUGAAGCGCUUCACUAUCGACGACUUUGAGUUUCUGACCUGGGUUCCACCCCACCUGCAACUGAACUGUGAGGAGAUGACACGCCAACACUGAGAGAGAGAGAGAGAGAGAGAGACGGAAACUGAAAGACACUCAGAGAGAGAGCCGUGAGAGAGACUCAGGGGGACACAGAGACGCAGAGACUGAGGGGGGAACUGUGAGAGACAGUGAGACGCUGACAGACACAGAGAGACGUGUCACUCUCUCUGAGUAAGAGAGACUUCGAGACUCACUGAGCCAGUAAGAGACACACAGAACGACUGACAGACUCCUUGACAUUGUUUUGUAAAAGUAAAUGUUUGCAACAAAUAAAAAGUGACUAACGUUUCCACUAGAA